Messenger RNA from Anopheles cruzii, 1733 nucleotides. RefSeq names its product zinc finger protein 25-like. The transcript is spliced from 2 exons. Bases 105 to 1733 code for a protein of 542 amino acids. The record is from RefSeq and is a predicted model, not a curated record. Gene Ontology annotation, cellular component: nucleus. Gene Ontology annotation, molecular function: zinc ion binding. NCBI's taxonomy places the organism in Eukaryota, Metazoa, Arthropoda, Insecta, Diptera, Culicidae.
AUUGUUGAUUUGAGUUAAAAGUGGUUAUUUCACAUCAAUUUGAGAAACAAUCUGUAUAAAAAUUAAAUAGUGCCUCUGUAUUGUAGCAACAAUUAUUGGCUGCGAUGAGUGAAAAUCGCAGCAUGGCCGAAAUUAGGGAGGACGGACUGAACGAGUUGGAGAACUUGGUGUUUUCGGAAAUAUGUCGCUGCUGUAUGGCCAGCAAACCACGUAUGAAACCGCUGUUCUCGCUGAACCUCGACAAAAUGCUGUGCGCCGUAACGGGGAUUAAAGCGGUCCCGAGCGAUGGUUUACCGGUGCAGCUUUGCGUGCCGUGUGUGCUGGAGAUUCGGCGGGCGCACUUCUUCAAGUUGCAGUGCGAAACAACGGAACAGAAGCUACGCGGUUACUUGAACCAGUCACGGUUUCUCAAUGCGAUGGAAAAAGAGUUCCAGGCGGAAACGGAGCAGACCGAACCGAACCACCAGAAUGAUCCACCGAUUCCGGUAGUAUUUGCAAGGAAAAAACCGACGACUCAACCAACGGUGAACCGUGGCGGAGUGGAACAACAAGCGCAACUAGCAGCAGUUCCAUCGCAGGUCGCCACGCAGCUGCCGGCGACAGUAGAAACGGUGGCUGGUGGCGCGAAGGAAUGCCCGAAGUGCUUGAAGGAGUUCGAAACGGAGAAAAAAAUGAAACGCCACUUGCGGAUACACCUUACGGACCGGCCACACCAGUGCACCGAGUGCGACAUGUCGUUCGUGGAGAAGUCCAACCUGAGUAAGCACAUGCGGAAGCACACGGGUGAGCUGCGCAACUUGGUCUACAAGCCGCACCUCUGUCCGGAGUGUGGCAAAUCGUUCAAAUACGCCACCUCGCUGUCCCGGCACAAGCGCAUGCACACGAAACGCAACGUCUUCACCUGCCACAUUUGCGACAAGUUCUACCUCGAGCAGAACACCCUGAACGUCCACAUGCGGACGCACACGAAAGAGCGCCCGUACUCGUGCAGCAUCUGCGACAAGCGGUUUUCGCAAAAACCCAACUUGGUGCGGCACGAGCGCACGCACACGGGCGAAAAACCAUUCAGCUGUGACCAGUGCCUCAAGGGAUACUCGCAGAAGAGCUACCUGGUGGUGCACAAACGAAUCCACGCGAGGGAAAAACCGUUCGACUGUCCGGACUGCACGAUGGCGUUCGUUUCGCGGAACGCUCUGAUGAGGCACCAACGCUCGGCGUGUUCCGUUCACCCGUAUCGCUGCACUCUCUGCAAGAAAACGUUCCGCUACAAGAAAAGCCUGCGGGUUCACCGGCAGAACCAUCUGCUCGAGAGUCCGUUUGUUUGCGAGUACUGUCCGGUGCGCUGCAUAAGUUGGAAGAAGCUACAGAUCCACACGAAAAAGUUUCACAUCAAGGAUCACAUAGCUGUCUCGAGGUCUGCCGUAAAAGCCAACUACAGCAAUAGAGCCCACAAACGAGGUGCAAACGUGCACUCUGAAGGCGAGGAGGCGUACGAGAUAGUGGAGGAAAACGUCGAUGCAGCAGGCUGUGCCGAAACUGGCCGUCCGGUGCAAGGUUCCGAGUGUAGCGCAACGAACGGUGGCGAAACGGUUACUUAUGACGAAUACGAGUACGACGAGGAUGGUUACACAAUCGAAUAUGUGGACACGAACGACUCGGAGAUGAGGAAGGAACCACUGUUGGACAUCCAAAUUAUGAACCCUGGCGAGGUGGGGUCCGAUAUAGAGCAAUGA